Messenger RNA from Entelurus aequoreus (snake pipefish), 4732 nucleotides. It is a transcript of the gene gucy2ca, whose product is annotated as guanylate cyclase 2Ca. Gene Ontology annotation, molecular function: protein kinase activity; guanylate cyclase activity; peptide receptor activity. Bases 1007 to 4252 code for a protein of 1081 amino acids. The transcript has 27 exons. The record is from RefSeq and is a predicted model, not a curated record. Lineage: Eukaryota; Metazoa; Chordata; Actinopteri; Syngnathiformes; Syngnathidae. Gene Ontology annotation, biological process: receptor guanylyl cyclase signaling pathway; intracellular signal transduction; protein phosphorylation.
UCCUACAUAAAAAAGUAAUUAAAUAAAAAUGGAUUUUAGAUUUUUUUUUUCAAUCGAUUAAGAAUCGUUAGAAAUCUGAAUUGUGAGCGAUUUUUUUUAACACCCCUUUAAUGCAUUAUACAAAUAUUGUUUUUUAAAUCAUUUAGGUGUGUUCAUCUGGAAAAGAAACCCAAUUAUUUUAAUUUUGAAUCAAAUAAGAAUCGUUACAGAUAAGAGUUGUGAUUCAUUCGAAAACAUUUUUUAGACAGCCCUAAUAAAUAUAUAUAUAUAUAUAUACAUACUAUUAAUAAUAUAAUAUUAUAUAUAUAUAGACAGUAUAUGUCAGUUUGCAACAAUGAAAGCGAGCUACAGCUAACAACUUCACUUUCAGGCUCUUUUGAAGGACUUGUUCAAAGAUGCGACUCCCUGCAGAGAGCCAUAAAUGUCAGCCCUACAGUAAACAUGCUCCAUAAGCACUUUGGCUUUUACGGUCUUAAUCCACCCUGCUUUAUAGCAUGCACUGUUUAUCAGCUCUACACUAGCCCUGCCUUUAUAGCACACCCUCACCUUUGCCCCUCCACUACAAGUCACAGGAGGAAGAAAAGAAGUGAAAUGUCCUCACCGCUUUAGUCCAACAACACACAGUCAACUGGGAUUGUGCUCAAUACUCUUUUUACAUCCAUCCACAUGUCACUGAGGUGAGGUGUGGUGUGGUGUGGUGUGGAGUGGUGUGGUGUGCUGAGGUGUGGUGUGGUGUGGUGUGGUGUGCUGAGGUGUGGUGUGCUGUGCUGAGGUGAGGUGUGUGAGUACAUGAGCAGUUGUUGAUUAACUGUGCGCUGAUAGAACACACCCUGCAUGAUUAGUGUCCUCACCCAUUGUCUUCACACUCCUGCUCUCUUCACCUUCUCCUUUGGAAUGUGCAGGGAAGACGGCUCAGUCAGCGCUGACAGCUGGAGAAGGUAGGACAUGUAGCGUGGAGAAGGUAGGACAUGUAGCGUGCAGAGCCACACCAGAAGAAGGAUCCAGGAUGUUCCUGCCCUACCUGGGAGUGUUGGUGGCGGCGGUGGUGGUGGCGGCCAACAAGAUGCUGGACCAGUGUCUGAGCGCCAAGCGUCAGUACGCCAUGAACGUGGUGCUGCUGGAAGACAACACCUACGCCUGGAGCAGACCUCUGGUGCAGGCUGCUGUGGAACAAGCCAUCCAGAGGGACCGGGAGGAGAACAUCAAAUAUGACUUCAACUUUACUUUAACUGCAAACUUCAACGGCUUCAACACCACCUUCUACAACCGACAAGGCUGUGGCAGCAGCACCUGUGAGGGUGUGGCCAUACUGAAGAUGCUGCAUAACAAAGGUGAGGUGGGAUGCGUCAUGCUGGGUCCGUCCUGCACAUUCGCCACCUUCCAGUUAGUGGACGACGUCAUCGGCCUGAGCCUGAGCAUUCCCAUCAUCUCGGCGGGGAGCUUCGGCCUGUCGUGCGACUACAAGCCCAAACUCACCCGCAUCCUGCCGCCGGCGCGCAAGAUCUCCGACAUGUUCUCCAACUUCCUGAUGGAGGUGCUGCCCUUCAAGGACCAGUGGGAGCACGUUUACGUCUACAAGAAGUUUGUGGACAACGCCACCGAGGACUGCUUCUGGUACACUAAUGCGCUGGAAGCACCAGCAGCCAACUUUGCCAAGCAGAUAAAGAGACAGAUGCUCCGGACGGAGGAUGAACUGACCAAAGCCCUCAUGUCUGAGGAACGCCACAGUAACAUUUUCAUCCUCUGUGGCCGUCUUGACGACGUAGUUUCAGUGAAGGCCAAAGUGGGUCCUCUUCACCAGGACACCGUCUUCCUUCUUCUGGACAUUUACAACCCUGAGUAUUACGUCAACGCCACGUCCAGUCAGGGCAUGCAGGACGUCCUGGUGGUCACGCUCCCAAAGAGGAACUACGACUAUGGAUCUGCUCUCCAGUUCAACGACACGAUCAACGACUACGUGGCCGGCUAUCAUGACAGCGCCCUGCUGUUUGGUAAAGUGCUCAGGGAGAGGGAGCUGAGUCAGCGAAAUAAGUCCAACUACAGAGACUCUCACGACGUACCGCUCAGCGACAACCCAUUUGGGAAUGUCUCCUUCCUCGGUAUGGCAGGACACUACGUGCUGGACGAGUACGGGGACAGAGACGUCAACUUCUCCAUCAUUUACACUUCCACUAAGACUGGCAAGUACGACACUCUGCUGGUGUUUGACACAUCCUGCAAUAAAACCAUAGAGAUGGCUCAUGAUCCAGAUCUGCCUUGGAGAGGAAACCGUCUGCCCCAAGAUCUGCCUGAGAGUCUAGUUGGUCUGAGCACGCAGAAUGUGAUCGUGAUCGUCCUGAGCGUCAGCGUUGUCGUGGUGACCGCCAUGGCCCUCAUCUUCUACAGGCAGAACAGGAAAGAACGGCAAAUGCAGAAAAAGUGGUCUCACAUCAGCCCUCACCUGAUUGGUCCGCUGGACGAGAAGGAGGUCUUCCUCAAGAUAGAUGAAGAUAACAAGAGGAAAGACAGCGCUUACUUCAAUCGUCGAUGCCGCUAUGACAAGAAGCCGGUCAUCUUGAAGGAGCUGAGACACACUGAUGGAGACUUCACUCAGGAACAGAAGAUUGAUCUCAACACUCUGCUGCGUAUUGAUUACUACAACCUGGCCAAGUUCUACGGCACUGUCAGCUUUGAGUAUGGAGUCUUUGGAGUCUUUGAACUCUGCCAGAGAGGAUCCCUCAGGUACAUCCUGAAUGACAGAAUCUCCUACCCAGACGAGACCUUCAUGGACAUGGAGUUCAAGAUCUCAGUCAUGUAUGACAUAGCCAAGGGCAUGUCUUAUCUCCACUCCAGCAACAUUGAAGUCCACGGUCGCCUGAAGUCCACCAACUGUGUGGUGGACAACCGCAUGGUGGUGAAGAUCACCGACUUUGGCUGCCACACCAUCCUGAAGCCAGGUAGAGAUGUUUGGACCGCUCCAGAACAUCUGCGUAGAGACGGUGUGUCUCAGAAAGGAGACGUCUACAGCUACGGCAUCAUUGCCCAUGAAAUAGUUCUGAGGCGGGCGCCAUUCUACACGCCAUGCUGCUCCAGUCGAGCAGAGAAGAUCUACAGGGUGCAAUACCCCAACGGCUUUGCUGUCUUUAGGCCAGAACUGAACUGUGAUGGCGUGUCAGAGAAAGACAUGGAGCUGCAAAUGCUGAUAAAGAACUGCUGGGAUGAAGAUCCAGAACGAAGGCCGGAUUUCAGGAAAAUAGAGAUGACCCUGGGAAAGCUUUUCAGCAACCUGCACAACCAGGCCACAGAGACCUACAUGGACAACCUGAUCCGCCGCCUGCAGAUGUACUCCAGGAACCUGGAGCACCUGGUGGAGGAGAGGACGUCUCUGUACAAGGCUGAGAGGGACAGAGCGGACCACCUCAACUUCAUGCUCCUACCCGGUCCGGUGGUGCGUUCGCUGAAGGAGACCGGCAGGGUGGAGCCGGAGCUCUUUGAAGAGGUGACGGUUUAUUUCAGUGACAUUGUGGGGUUCACCACCCUGUGCCACUACAGCACCCCCAUGGAGGUGGUGGACAUGCUCAAUGAGAUCUACAAGAACUUUGACAGCGUCCUGGACCACCAUGAUGUCUACAAGGUGGAGACCAUAGGAGACGCCUACAUGGUUGCUUCAGGUUUGCCCAAACGCAACGGUGACCGACAUGCCGUGGACAUCGCACGCAUGGCACUGGACAUUCUGUCCUUCGUCGGGACCUUUGAGUUGCAGCAUUUGCCCGGCAUUCCUCUGUGGAUACGGAUUGGUGUGCAUUCAGGUCCUUGUGCUGCUGGAGUGGUGGGCAACAAGAUGCCUCGAUAUUGUUUGUUUGGAGACACUGUCAACACUGCCUCACGCAUGGAGUCCACCGGCCUGCCAUUAAGAAUCCAUGUCAGUCAGUCCACACUUGCAAUCCUGCACAGGACAAACUGUCACUUCCUGUGUGAGCUGAGAGGAGAGACUUACCUCAAGGGCAAAGGCAAAGAGAUGACAUACUGGCUGACAGGAGAGACUGGAGACAAAUACAAUCUUCCCACACCUCCCACAGCGGAGAACUUCCAGAGGCUGCAGCAGGACCUGGCUGAGAUGAUCGUGUCCAGCCUGGAGAAGCGAGGAGAAGAUGCCGAGGUCUUGGGAAAGAGGAAAACCUUGUCUGCCAAAGCGUCAAAGAGGGACCCGGACAGCGGGCCGCCCGAGUACUUCCACUUGGCCGUGACGGAUGAGCCCGGAACUCACCUGUGACGGUGCAGGACCAGGACUUCCUGCUACGAACACUGCGGGCGUUCUUCGGACUCCACGCCGGGACUCUGGCAAACACAAUUUGCUGACGCAGCAGAAAAUGUCUUAUUUUGCAUCACCUUCAUUGUCCUUUUUCAGCAGAAAAUGUGCUUAUUCAGUCACGUCUUGUGUUAUGAAACCAUGUCUGCACACUUCCUGUGGUGAACUCCUGCCUGGAGUCACUUCCUGUGGUGAACUCCUCCUGUCUGGAGUCACUUCCUGUGGUAAACUCCUCCUGCCUGGAGUCACUUCCUGUGGUGAACUCCUCCUGCCUGGAGUCACUUCCUGUGGUGAACUCCUCCUGCCUGGAGUCACUUCCUGUGGUGAACUCCUGCCUGGAGUCACUUCCUGUGGUGAACUUCUGCCAGGAGUCACUUCCUGUGGUGAACUCCUCCUGCCUGGAGUCACUUCCUGUGGUGAACUCCUGCCUGGAGUCACUUCCUG